AUGCCCCUGGGGUUACAUGCAGUGCCUUUAAACACACCAUGGAGUCAUUUGGGCCUAGGAUUUGUAUUUCAAAUGAAAUCUAAAUUUCAAAUCUAAUUUUACAUGAAAUUUGAAUUUCAAAUGAGAAUUUGAAUCUCAAAUAAAAUUUGAAUUUCAACGAAAGUUUUAAUUUCGGAUGAAAUUUAAAAUUUAGAUGAGCAUUUUAGUUUCAAAUUUGAAUUUGAAAUUCAAAUUUUAAUUUCAGAUGAAAUUCGAAAAAUAAUAAAAAUAGAUAUAUAGGUGUAAUUUCGUAAUUGGGUCAGUUAAGUCAAGUGGGCUUCAAGUUGCAACAGUAAUAGGCCUCAAUGUGCAUCAAUAGUGUGGGCUUCAGGUGUCUUCAAUAGUGGGCUGGAGGUCUUGUGAUUCAGCCCAAACCCUAAAGCCCACUAUUGAAUAAGUCUGAAGCCCAAUAUUGAUGCACGUUGGAGCCCAUUAUUGUUAUAGCUUGAAGCCCACUUUAGUUGAUGCACACUGAAGCCUAUUAUUGUUACAGCUUGAAGCCCACUUUACAUGCUCAAUUAUGAAAUUAGGCUCAUAUAUCUUGUUUUUUAAUGUUGUGCAUUUCAUUUGAAAUUCAAAUUUAAAUUUCAAAAUUCAAAUUCGAGAUUCAAAUUUUUGUUUGAAAUUCAAAUUUCAUCCGAAAUUCAAAUUUCAGCCAAAAUUUAAUUUCAAAUUUAUAUUUCAUUUAAAAUUCAAAUCCUAGCGCCCAAAUCAAGACUCUUUAGCUGAUUUAAAGGCACCCCCUUAUAGCCCCAAAGGCAUAUUACCUUUUUUCAAUACAAUUUCAUAAUUGUAUACAAUUUCAUAAUCAAAAUACAAUUUCAAAUCCUAGCGCCCAAAUCAAUACCUUUUUCCAAAACAUGAUACACGACAUAGAGAGAGAACUCUAGCACCCCUGUGGACUCAGGGAACCUGUUCUAGAUUCUGUGGAUUCAGAAUCACCCCCCUUGUGGACUCAACGGACCUGUCCUUUUGACCUUGUGGAUUCAGAGCGAAAGGACAACCAUUCGAGCACAUUUUUGGAGGAUAGAAGACGUGUCUUCAACCCCCACAACAUCAAAGUUGAUCACAACUUGUUCAAGUCAUUUUCUCCUCAAGUUUUCCUACAUCAUUUUGGGCUGCAUGAACGAUGCCUGCAAUGGUGAUUGACGGUCAGGACAUGUACGUGAGCGAAUUUUGGAUUAAGAGCAGGAUUGUAAUGCUUGUAACACUACAAGUGCAUGAGGAAACCCAUCAUCUCCAUUUGUGUUGCCAAUGAGGAUUCAAUGAUCGCUCUCUCUCUCUCUCUCUCUUAUAUGUUUGCACUCGUCUUCCAGUAUGCAAGGACGAUAAAAUUCAUUCUAACAACUCAUGAGGUGGCUCUUACAGGCAGGGGAGAAGAGUUGAUUAUGCUAGUAAUGGUCAAUGGUCUGACAUUGAUAAAUUGCUACCAAUGCUACCUGAAUUGUGGGGAAGUCAAAAAGUAAGAAAAUUCCACCUUGUCACCAAAAAUCCACCUUUUUAAUUCAUAAAAAUCUCCCAAUAAAUCUAGACAACUCAAAAAAGUAAAAUGGAUAGGUAUAUUCUUUUGCAUUUAUUUGAGAGAUAAAGAUAAAGAUAAAGAUAGGUAUAUUCUUUGGAUUUAUUUGUUGAAUUGAGUUCUCCUUCAAUUUUGUGAGUUAAAUUCAUGAAACAGACCUUUUGUGUUACUCUGAGAACUGUAAGAAUGUGAAAAUGAAGAAUUUGACAAUGUCUAGGUAAACUUGUUUUUUGGACCAUUCAUAACAUUUGUUGUAAAUUCCAUGUGGGGUUCUCUGAUGUUCUGAUAAACAAAGGUAUCUUUAGAAUAUUAGAAGUUUUGUGCUUAGCUUUAGAUGUUUUUCCUUCUGUUUUCAUGUCUUUCAAUUGGACAACUCAUUCAAAACAGGUUUCUUAGUUCCAUACUGGCUAUGUAUAUUUCUGUUGUUAUUCUUAUUAUGUCCUCGGCAGCUGUUGUUAUAUUUUUGUUAUGUGACACAAGAAGAGGAACAAAUGGUUCAGGCUAUAGAUGUGAAAGCAUCAAUGUUGAAUGUAAACUUGUCUUCAGAAACCAAUUUUUGUGAUGGGGAGAACUUAUAA
This is a messenger RNA of Spirodela intermedia, 2136 nucleotides long. NCBI's taxonomy places the organism in Eukaryota, Viridiplantae, Streptophyta, Magnoliopsida, Alismatales, Araceae. The record is from the annotation of a GenBank genome assembly.